Molecule: messenger RNA, 1281 nt
Organism: Neospora caninum
Lineage: Eukaryota; Apicomplexa; Conoidasida; Eucoccidiorida; Sarcocystidae
Exons: 3
Coding region: 1-1281 (426 amino acids)
Source: RefSeq, a predicted model, not a curated record
AUGGCAGCGGAGACAGCUCUCGGACAUGUCCUGCAGAGAGCCGCCGAGCUUCUCUGGUUAAAUGCGGUGCUGACGCUUCGGCUUCUGACGUAUCGGAUCCGAGGGAUGGACGAGCAGACGCCUUUCUGGCUGUAUGCAUACCUCAAGGAAGUCUUUCAGGCGUGCCCCGAAACUACUAGGAACUACUAUCCUCUACAGAUGCGCCUGUUCCUGCGGUUCGCGCCUCACCUCUUGCUGUCUUUCCUUCAAGCGGCUGACGGCGGGUACGACUCCAACGAAGCUCUGGCUGUUUGUCGAAGUUGGGCGCGGCAUUCGGGAGAGAGUGCGGGGACGCCCAGUGUCUCGCCCUCUGGCUCCUCUCCCUCGUCGCUUUUCCUGUCGCUCGACUCUGCGUCGCCCUGCCAGCCUCCGGCGCUUCUCCACUGCAAAGCGUUUCUUCUCGGGCUUCUCGGCCAAUACAGCGAGGCGCUUCAUCUCCUCAUCGAUGACCUGGCCGACAUCCCAGCCGCUGUUGCCCUCGCGUGGGAAAGCGCAAACCCGCGCGUCUGGGAAAUGCUCGUUGAAGGCGUCGUCCAGAGACCGUGCUUCAUCCUAGAACUGCUGUCGGCGCUAGAGAACCACUUGGCGGCCUUCGCAGCGUACAGGCGAGACAAACUGCCGUGCUGGGAUGAGGCGCUGGGCGCCGCGGCUCUUCGCGGCCGAUCUGAGAGCUCGGGAGACGGCGAAUCCGCGACGCUCUGUGAAGACUCCGCGUUGCCCUCAGAGGCCAAGGUGCAAAAUGGGGACUGGGGCCCGCCCGUGUCUCCGCACGCUGCUGAGAUUGGCAGUUUCAAGGGCACACCAGAGGAUGUGUCCCUUCCCGAAGGCCUCCGUUCGGACAAGGGCCGUUCGUCACCUGGCUCUCCUGUCGCUUCAGAGUCUGCGUCGCCUGGGCCGCGAGGAAAUGGCGCGAUUCGCGAGCCUCCGCGCCCGCAGCCAUUUGACGGGAACGACCGCGCAGCGAGGCCUGACUCGGAUCCCACGCGGGGUCAGGUCUCGUCGCUCUUUGCAUUUUCCGCGAAGAAACGCCGGGUGACUGUAGAAGGCAUCGCAGCGGAAGUCGCAGCGCGAGCGGCGGCGGCUGUUCCCCCUCUGGAGCCUCUGAAGCGUCUCCCGUCGCAUGCGCCGCGUCUGGCCCCGCGUCUCGAGAGGCGUGUGGUGGUGCUCUUCCAUCAGCGAGAACCGCGCGAUGAGUUCGGGAAGCUGCAGAACAGUGCCAAGAAGAGGAUUUGCGCGAAUUGA